AUGGCUGACCUCUCCUGGCUAUCGAGAGGCUAUCAGGAGGACAAGAGGGACAACGAGUACUGGGACUAUUACUACCAGGUGACAGGGGAUGAUCCGCCUACCUUCCUCGCUAGACCACAGACGUUUACCGUGGAAGUCGGCCAGUCUGUUAUCAUACCUUGUGACGUAGACAACCCAGGAGGGAAGAACAAGCUGAUCAUCAAGAAGCUGCCAGCCAACGGGGCCAGCGAGAAGCUUCUGUCAGUCGGGACGGACAAGGUGACGCCAGACCCGAGGAUGACAGUAGACGGGUCGAGGCUCACCAUCUCCCACACCCGCCCCCGUGACGCCGGCACCUUCCUCUGUCAGUUCGACCUGGAGCCGCCCUUACAGCUGAAACACACCCUGGACGUGCAGUACGCGCCCACCGUCAGAUCCUUGGUGCCCCCCGAGCAGCGUGUAGCCAAGGGCAAGGGCGUCACCCUAGAGUGCACGGCACGGGGGAACCCAGAGCCCAUCAUCCGCUGGUCCCGUCAGGAAGGUCCUCUACCCUCGGGACAACGUAGUCAACAGGGACACAGGCUAACACUGGACGCCGUGGACAGACACAUGGAAGGGACGUAUCUGUGUACGGCUGACAACGGCAUCGGUGAGCCCGCGUCAGCAGCCAUGGCCCUGACGGUGGAGUACCCGCCUGAGAUCACUACUGAGAAGGACAUCGUCAGGACAGGUGAGGGUGACCAGGUAGAACUCGUGUGUGUGGUGCAUGGUCUUCCUCCUCCUGACGUUGUGUGGACGAGAGACGGCCGCCCACUACCCGACACCAUCAUGGACACCAAACUCCACCUGCCGCAGCAACCAGGAGGACGCGCCCACGCCUCCUACGACGCCCACGUCAGCCAGACCCAUUUCUCCCACCGCCACACCCUCACUAUCAGCCACGUCACGGAAAAGGACUUCGGGGCGUAUGUGUGUAUCGCUGAGAACGCCCACGGACAGAAGAGCGCUGUUAUACAGAUGACAGGCCUCCCGAAGCCUCCUGUAGUGACCAGUAGCCCCAACGGAGGUGAGAGCAGCAGGUACACCCUCACCUGGGAGACAGAGAGCUACUACCCAAUCACCGAGUUCCUCAUCAAGUACCGGAGGACUCACCUGGGGGCGUGGCAAAGGAACCAUACGGUGGUGAUGGCGGGGUCGUGGGAGAACGUGUCGAGGGCGGUGGGGUCUGAUGAGGCGGUGGUGUCGAAGGAGACUCACCACCACGCCAUGGUCUACACGCUGGAGGGGCUGCAGGUGGCCACGGACUACGUCGCUGUCGUCAGGGUGAGAAACAAGUACGGGUGGUCGGCGGAGUCUAACAACUUCUCCUUCUCUACUAAGAAAGCCAUGGCGGUCCUUCAGUCCACCAGCGGGGAGAGCGGUCAGACCGGCACCUCUGGCUUCAUCCUCCUGCUGGUGCUGCCGCUGUCUCUGACCGUCAUGUAGGACAGCAGCCACCACGUAUGACAAACAGGACCUCCAGUCACAGUCCGCCACAAGCGAGCGGCGACAGUGACCCGCCCGACACAGGAACUUGGCCAAGUAGCUACCGCGAUGCCCAAUGGUGGCGGCGCUGUGAUGCGGUACUGCGUCUGGAGAUAACGACAAUGUCACAACGCGGGAGACAGUGGCCGCUGUACCUGCUGUGGCCGGAGGGGGGAUGUGGGGUACUGAUGUUGGCGCCAGAGAGAGAGUGUGUGUGAGGGACAUCUGAAAGUAUCUAGACAUGCACUUUUCAUGGGCUAUUGCUAUCCAUGCGAGGCAAUCUUACCAGAGCCAGCUUUCUGCAAGUGCUUGACUGCCUCAGAUGCAGCAGGAGAAGCUUGUGGCGGAAAUGUUUGCAGCAGAAGCCGCUUACGAUAGACGUCACUCUCAGCAAAAGAGGCUUGCCGCCAUUACCAGCCUGCAGCCGCGGCCACUUGCGGCACACCUGUCCAGUCCAGUUUUUAUUUAAAAACUUGUGUGAUAAUGUCCAUUUCAUGACUUCAUUAAUGUAGAUUUAUCUGGUAGUCCAGAGGUGCAGUAGUUUGUUAUUGCUGUCGCCUUUUUUUAAUACGUGAAGUGUGUUGUCUGUUUCUACUGAGACAGAAUACUACAAGUCUUAGGACCUGGACCAAUAGUGUUCACCCGCUCCGGUGAACACUCCCUCGCGUGCACAUUUGUCCUUGGUGUGCAUGUGUGUAGAGCUGUCACUAGUGUACACAUGUGAACAGCUGGCACUAAGUACAAACAGUGCACAGUUGUCUUUAGUAUGCAUCUAUGAACAGAUGUCACAAGUGUCUCUGUGUGUCAGUACAGUAGUGUGUUAUAACUAGGCUGCGUCUGUUUACCUACCAAGAGUUAAGUAUCACUCACCGUGACGACGGGGACCCUUCAGUCUCCCGCCAAGAACAAGUUAACACGAGAGACACGCCCUCAGUGUACUGUUGAAUUUUGCUACAUUUAAUGCGCUUCUCUCCGCACCACGACCUUCCUAAGCUUCACGACUGCGCCAGAUGCCAAAACACCUUCAUGUCAUGGCGAGCGUCUCAUUGUAAUAUAAGAAUAAUAUAGAAUUUCAGUGAUUUACAUUAUACCACAAGCAAUAGGGCUGUUAAGUGUGUGUGUGUGUGUGUGUGUGUGUGUGCGUGUGUGUGAUCAUGCUGGUCGAAAACCAAACCUUCAUUUCUUAUCACUACGUCACAAACUAUGACCAAUAACGAUCUAAUAUUAAAUUCAUAGAAGCUAAACCAAACACCAACAGGACAAUGGUUUAAUUUACCAUCGAUUGGGAUAAUUUACCUUCAACCUAGCAAGCUACAACACCGCCACCUUGAAUACAACUAAAACAGUAUCCAAGAAACAACAUUCUCGCUGCGUCACUUGUCAAUACAUCCCGGUAAAACAAGUUAGAGAGGAGUUAAGAAACUUCUCCUCCCCCCAACAACAACUACGGGAGAUUAGUGAGGUCUCUUCCCGCUCCAUCCCUGUGUGUACUUGGACCCCAAACUCUGGCUAGUAAGUCUGACCAUCAUAAAUAAUAUCACUAGAUGCUUUUUUUUUUUUAUCUUGGUUAGAGUAUGUGGUCCCAUCUCUACCGUAGACACCAGAAAGAUGUCAGGGGUGUGUGUGUGUGUGUGUGUGUGUGUGUGUGUGUGUGUGUGUGUGUGUGUGUGUGUGUGUGUGUGUGUGUGUGUGUGU
This is a messenger RNA of Homarus americanus (American lobster), 3198 nucleotides long. RefSeq names its product protein amalgam-like. Gene Ontology annotation, molecular function: protein binding. Lineage: Eukaryota; Metazoa; Arthropoda; Malacostraca; Decapoda; Nephropidae. Bases 1 to 1464 code for a protein of 487 amino acids. Gene Ontology annotation, cellular component: neuron projection. The record is from RefSeq and is a predicted model, not a curated record. The transcript has 8 exons.